Neurospora hispaniola is the source of this 1811-nucleotide messenger RNA. Its product is annotated as major facilitator superfamily domain-containing protein. Gene Ontology annotation, biological process: transmembrane transport. The record is from RefSeq and is a predicted model, not a curated record. The transcript has a single exon. Gene Ontology annotation, molecular function: transmembrane transporter activity. Bases 291 to 1811 code for a protein of 506 amino acids. Gene Ontology annotation, cellular component: fungal-type vacuole membrane. NCBI's taxonomy places the organism in Eukaryota, Fungi, Ascomycota, Sordariomycetes, Sordariales, Sordariaceae.
CAACAUCGUAGAGUCAACAUCGUCGUCAGUUUCUUGUAUACUUUCUUUGUCACGAGAUAUUUUGAAAAUAUUCUUUAACUCUUGAUUUUUAUUUAUUCGCCAUUGACUCGCCGACUUUCACAAUUAUCUGCCAUUCUCCCGUCAUUCAUCCAUCUCUUUUUCAUACAUCAGUCAACUACCUGGGUCACACCCGGGUACGACACCCUACCAACACCAACACGACCACCACCAUCUCAACCCACCAAACCUUUCACAGAAUCAACAACCACACAACGAACCAAGCCUUCAAAAUGCCUCCAGAACAGCCCACCACCCCAACAAUAACCACCCGCCUCCUCUCCCUCACCGGCCUCCCCUCCCUCCUCUCCACCCCCCGCGACGCCCUCCUAAUAAUCCUCAACCGCACAACCCGCAUGCUCUCCUACGGCGCCUCCUCCCUCAUCCUCGCCCUCUUCUUCUCCUCCUUGCACUUUUCCGACACCCAAAUCGGCCUCUUCAUGACCCUCACCCUCGUAGGCGACGUCCUCCUCUCCCUCCUCCUCACGCUCAUCGCCGACCGCUUAGGCCGCCGACGCACCCUGCUCAUCGGCGCAACCAUGAUGAUUUGCUCCGGCACCGUGUUUGCCACAUGCGAAAAUUACUUUGUGUUGCUAGCGGCGGCGGUGGUGGGGGUGAUUAGUGCGACGGGAAGCGACUUUGGGCCGUUUAGGGCUAUUGAAGAGAGUAUGGUAUCUGAGUUGACGGAAGCGGAAACGAGGGCGGAGGUGUUGGGGUGGUAUGUUGCUAUGAGUAGUGCGGGGAGUUGUGCGGGGACGGCGGUUGCCGGACGGGUGGUGCAGUGGUUGGUUGAACACAGAAAGUGGGAGGGGAGGGAGGCGUAUCAUGCGGUGUUUUGGGGGUAUGUGGUUAUGGGUGUUGUUAAUGUUGCGGGGGUUUGGGGGAUGACGGAGCGGUGCGAGUUGGGAGGGGGCAAGGGAAAGGGAAAGGGAAAGGGGGUGCAGGUGCAGGUGCAGGUGUUGGAGCCGGAGACGGAUGCGACGAGGGAGACGGAGCCGUUGUUGGCGGCAGCGGGGCCGUCGGCCGCUGUGGGAAGGGAAGAGAGGGGAGAGAGGGAAGAAGAAGAAGAAGAACCAAAGAAAAAGGAAAAAGGAUGGUUCAAGGUGGAGAUUUCCCGGUCGACACUUUCCGUCAUGCUCAUUCUUUGGGCGCUGCUCAUGGUCGACAACCUCGCGGAUGGUAUGGUCUCCAUGUCUUGGACGACGUACUACAUGGACCAAAAGUUCCAUUUACCCAAGUCGAUGCUGGGCGACUUCCUGUCUGUCGCUUACUUCCUUGCUGCUCUGUCGUCCGUCUUUGCGGGACCAAUGGCUCGACACAUUGGCCUGGUCAACACCAUGGUGUUCACGCACAUUCCAUCCUCGGCCGCGGUGCUCUUCUUCCCUCUGCCCAAGAGCGUCACGGCGACUUUUGCCUUGCUGUUGGUCAGAGUCGGGCUGAACAACAUGGACCAGGCGCCAAGGGCGGCGCUGAUUGCCGCGGUGGUCAAGCCUGAAGAGAGGACGGCGGUCAUGGGCAUCACGGGGACUUUGAGGACCCUCGCGUCGACUAUGGGACCGAGUGUCACGGGCGUGUUGGCGGACGGAGGAAGGUUUUGGGUGGCGUUUGUGGUGGCAGGUGCGCUGAGGUUGACGUAUGAUUUGGGGAUUUUUACCAUGUUUAUCAAUAUCAAGUUGAACAGGCAUGAAGAGGGGGAGCAGCAGGUGGCAAGGAGGGAGGGGGACGAGGAGGAGGUUGAGCGGAGGAGGGAGUGA